Messenger RNA from Schistocerca cancellata (South American locust), 4758 nucleotides. Its product is annotated as limbic system-associated membrane protein. The record is from RefSeq and is a predicted model, not a curated record. The transcript is spliced from 11 exons. Lineage: Eukaryota; Metazoa; Arthropoda; Insecta; Orthoptera; Acrididae. Gene Ontology annotation, cellular component: plasma membrane; axon; neuronal cell body. Gene Ontology annotation, molecular function: protein binding; axon guidance receptor activity. Gene Ontology annotation, biological process: homophilic cell-cell adhesion; synapse organization. Bases 14 to 1444 code for a protein of 476 amino acids.
ACCGGCAGCGGUGAUGGGUAACGACCUGAACAGCGCCACCGAGCUGCCCUCGUUCAUCACGUCCGGCAGGAACUUCCGCAUCGUCACCAGCGACACCGUCGUCUUACCCUGCGAGGUGACCAACCCAGGAAAUUACGUGUUGGUAUGGAAACGUGGCAUCGCCGUGUUGACGGCGGGUGCAACCAAAGUGUCUCCGGACGAGCGAAUCCGCCUGGUGGACGGCUACAACCUGGAGAUACGCGACGUACAGACGCAGGACGCGGGGGACUACGUGUGCCAGAUCGGCACUCUCGAGCCUCGCGAAAUCACGCACACUGUCGAGAUACUUGUGCCACCCCGCAUCCACCAUGUUUCGUCUGGUGGUAACAUGGAGGUGAAGAAGGGCGCAUCCGUGACGCUGGAAUGCCGCGCGUCUGGGAACCCCGUGCCGACGAUAACCUGGACAAGAAAGAACAACCUGCUGCCUUCCGGCGACCAGUCGGUGGAGGGCAUCAGCAUCACCAUCGAGAAUACGAACCGCCACCACGCGGGCGUCUACCAGUGCACGGCCAGCAACGGCGUCGGCGAACCCGUCACCCAGGAGAUCGCUCUGCACGUCCUCUAUCCGCCUGAGAUCGAAGUGGAGCGCAGCUGGGUUCACUCCGGUGAGGGCUACGAGGCCCAGCUGGUCUGCAUCGUGCACGCAGAACCGCAGGCGGAUGUGCUGUGGUACCGCGACACACUCCGGCUAGAUACUACGGAGCGGCGCAUCAUGGAGGUCCGUGGCAGCCGGCAUACACUCAUCCUGCGCAAGGUGCAGGCCUCCGACUUCGGCAACUACAGCUGCGUCGCCGACAACGUGCUGGGCAAGACGCGCCAGUACCUCGAACUAUCAGGCAAGCCAAACCCGGUGACGUUCGUGAGCAAGCCGGUGAGUCGGUUUCGGGACCGCUACAACAUCUCGUGGGCAGUUAACAGCUACACUCCCAUCGAGGAGUACAAGCUGUCCUUCCGCAAGCUACCCAUCCCGGGCCCUCAGGGACAGCAGCUGCUGAUGCAGCAACAGCAGCACCAGCAACAACAGCACAACGGAAGGCGGCCGGCGAGGCGGGACAACGACACAUACUGGGUGGACGUCGUGUUGCCGACCAAGCCAAGCGAGCAGUUCCACCAGGAGAUGUGGUAUUUCAUCUCCAACCUGGAGGCAGGGGCGGAAUAUGAAGCGAAGGUCCGCGCGAAGAACCGAUUCGGAUGGAACCGCGAUUCCGAAAGCUUCAAGUUUACAACGAGAGGAAUCGAGAUGCCCUUGUAUGAGCCCUCACCCGAACCCGCAGUUUUCGCAGAACCUGAGGUCCGUGACAUGGGCAUCAUGGCUUACGGACCAGCGGCGGAAGCGGGCGACGUGGCCAUGUCGCCACUGAUCAUGGCGAUGUGCGUGGUCGCCAGCGCAGCACUCAGCUCCUAGAUGGAGUGCGCGCGACUGGGUGUUGCAGGUCAUCCCCGGUGACGAAGCUGGAGUCAUACCAGGACAACAAGACAUAUGAGCAAAGAGAAUUCAAACUCUUUCAGACCCAAAGACUGCUUUCUUUUGUAACGUAUCAGGAAGUCCUGUAUUACCGACAUGUAUGACGUGUAUUUAACCAUGGAAUAGCUCUAAGCGCUUUUCUGUAACGGUCCUCCCCAAGACAACAGAUUUUUUGUGUAUAAACUUGUACAAUGCACGUUAUUUUAUUGUAGCAUUGUUUACGGAAGGUAUCAUUUUUUUAGUUUAGAAAGAAAGACAAUCCGAGCACCUGUCUCAAGGCGAGGCACCACCCGUCUGCGGCUACUCCAAGAGGCCGACGGGAGCUGUGACGUCACACGGGAGAGGCGCGGGAAGCGGUGGUUCUCCCGCUGAAGUUGAUCGGAGCCUGUUUCGUGACGUAGCGUGAGGCUGACGCAGGAGUCAGUGUCGGCUUUGUGCACUUUACGGGAAGUGAGUUACCUGCCGCCUGGAUAAACUGACGGCGUGGCGUCUGUGAAAUGGCGCGAGAUCCAAAUCCAUGGGGCCAAAGUGAGUCGUUUUAAAAAGAAAAGGGGGAACUUUUGAGUAUCGUGUGGGAUUUGGAGAUAAUAAUAAUGCCUCCGUGGCGAGGACAUCAUUUUGUAAAUCCACUGAUGUUUCGCUACAAUUUCUGAUUUUCGUACAGUGUAUGUUAAUAGACGAUGCAGUAUCAGUAACAAGUUAUCUCAUAAUGAACAAAUAUAAUGUAUUCAAUCAAUGUGCUGUUCCCAAAAUAAAUUUAAAAAAUGCUUAGUGAUGUCGUAGCCUAACUUAUCGUUUUGAUUCCAGUUGGUGUAUCUACAAGAUGUAUUAUUUUGCAGUGUAUAAUUAUCAAAAUGGACGAAUGUAAAUCGCAAAGCUACUUCAUGAAUGUGUGACAUUUAAUAUACUCCAUCAAGAUUACAAAUAAAUCCAUCCGUAGGAUUAUCAGUAACGCGUUUGAACGAUAGUUCUAAAAUGUACUUUGCCCUUGCAAUGACUGUCGCUCAUUCGGUCAUCACUUUAAAAAAAACGAAUGUACUGCCAUUGUUCAAAAUUAACAUCAUGAAUAUGGCUCAAUAAUUUCAAUGACACACGUAGUUGAAGGAUGUAGAAACACUAUCACAUCAUGAUAAAGUAAAAUAACGGUUCUAGAAUGAAAGCUUUAGCCACUGUAUUUGUUGACGAUAGUCAAACUCUGUAAAUAAAUGGGCAAAAUACAUUUUAUAAUUAUUAAGCAAGUAAUUUGUUUAAAAGCUAUUGAUGUUACUUAGGAUAGUAAUUUGUCUAAUACAAUGUAUGUGACUGUCGCUAUAUAUCUAAAGACUUUUAUUUUUUUGAACAAAAAUAUAAGAAAUGUAUCUUUGUAAGUGAGCCAGAAGUUCAUUUGAACGAGAAAUAAGAAAACUGUCUAAAUAAUUUUCGAAUAUUCUAAUGUGAUAUAAGACGAAAACAGUUCCAACCAUGGAAUAUCAGUUUCUCACAAGCGUUCUUCUUUUUGGAAGAAAUGAAGGAAAGCUGCCACCCUCCCAGUCUUACUAAUUUGCCCAUACUCUUUUAUUAAAUAGUACUGAUGUCUGAAUGUUCGAUUCGUUUUUACCUUACAAACAAUAGAUUUCAUAAAAUUUCAAAGGGAAGAGACUCUGUCAGGUCUUGGACAUGUUUUUGUAAAAUGACUAGCAAGCAAUACAUCUUUGCCCAACACAGUGAAGUGUUCUUACUGUCUUAUUGCCAAGGACAAAUCUUGUGAAAAAGGAAUGAAGCAGUAAUAUCUUCUCUCACUUAUAGCACCCAUUUGUAAAGGUGCAGAUAAAUGUCGUGAUAUUAAUUGCAAUAUUUUCUUGUGUCAUUGUCAUGAUAAUUAUUGUUCAAAUGAAUGCUGUUGCAAACUCAUGUACUUCUUUUUUUAGCAGACCUAGGACACUUAAAAGGUGACAGGAUGACUGAAAUAAAACAUUGAGUACAAUGAGUUUGUAUUGCGUAAAUGAAGCCAUUAAUUCUCCUCUCCCACUGUUAUUUCGUUAUGAGUAAGUGUCUCGUCUGUUCAAUGGUAUCACAUGUGUGUGUUUUGAUACAAGGAAUUGCUGGUCAUUUCGAAAUUGGCAGAAGAAAAACAAGUACUUAGUCUCGAGUACGAAACGUGUUGCAUACUUCGCCUAUGAAGUUUGCAGUACAUGCUUGAAAGGUGCAUGUAUGUUGCAAUCACAUUAAUUUUAUUCUGAGCUGCACUUUGUUUUCUCUUUCCCUGGAGGUAAUUUCUUUUGAUGUGAUAAGAGUAUGAGAUUUCCAAGAAGUAGCAGCAAUAUAUAUAUUUUAAUAUUUCUUAAGGUCUGUAGAAUAUAAUAAUAAUAUGGAGGCUACAAAGAAAUCUGCAGAUGCCUGUGUUCACAAAACGUACCCUCUUCGCAUCCUACAGCUGACCAGCAAUUUCUUGCGCCCUGUGUUUUACUACCAAUGCUAAAACUUAGGACUGUAAGCAUCAGAUAAUUAUUUUGCUUAAAAAUGCAACUAUUUUUAUCACAUUACAUCUACACAACUUCAUAAACGCUAUAAUACUAUAAUAAUUGAGUGUGUACAUUUAUAAGUAUCGGAUAGUUAUUGUGUACAACUAGCAUGUAUAAUACCUAAUAUUUUGUUUGUUCUUUGUAUUUGACAACUAUGAAAUACAAACUACGUUGUGAAUAUUGUUGCAGGUGUUGAUAUAUAGCUUUCCACACCAUCUCAAGAUCAAUCUUCUAUUACAUAUGUUACAGUGUACAUUAUAAGAGCAAAUCUGCCUCUAUUUAAAAAUAAAAACGAAUGAACCUAUCAUUUUUACAACAUGUACUUUGCUGAUCUACAGCAAAACCAUUGUUUUUAUGUUGCAUGAAAUGUUAAUUACUUAGUUUUACCUUGAAUGUGUUUAAUAUUUCUGUAUCAUAAAGAGUACAUCAGUUCCCUGUUGAUGGAGAAACAGCCUCUCACUUUCACUAUUUGUGUAUAAAAACAAUCUGUGUACUGAAAGAAUAUUAUCACUGAAUUCCCAAUAACCCCAUCAUGUGUUAGAUAUCAAUUACAGGCAUACACAGCCGAAAACUUUCAGAUAGCAGUCGUUUGAUUCCUGGUUAUAAAAUAUAAAUCCAAGGUUGACGUUAUAUUAUGUGUGCUUCUUACAGUGUGAGCUCACCAAAUGUAAUUUGUAUACUAAAUGUGCAGCCAGUUUCAAACUUUUAAAUGGAAUUGAGACGUAAUGUGACCAUAAAUUGUUUAUAUUGUAU